GGUGGGAUGAGGAGGGGAGGUAGAGAAUGGCGAGGGAUUGGGGAAAUCAAGGGAGAGGAGGGAAGCUGGGGUGCUCGUACAAGAGGACCACUCUCAUCGUCUGCUCCAUCAACAUCGUCGUCGCGCUCUUCGUCCUCCGCUACCUCUACGCUUCCCUCUACGUCUACUCCUCCUCUGGCGACUCCCCCAAUGUUACUAAGUACACGCCUGAUCAGAUUGAGAAGAUGGAGGAGUCUAUCCGGAUACGGAGAGCGGCCAAACCGCUCCAGCUCGUAAAAAUGGUUAAAAGGCUCGAGAAGCGAAUGUCUACGGGAGGAGCAGUUCAAUUGCCGCACCCGUUGAAGCAGAAAAUCACUGAUGAGAUUUUGGAGAGAUUGAAAGGCCUUAAUGGCAAUGGGACGGCGAACGAGCAAAAAGAUGCAGUUGAAAGCUGGCGCAAGGAAAAACUACAAGAGGUCAAACAAGUGACCCUUGGAAACAGCGUCAAUUCAACUCUUCUGGCGGAGGAGGCAGGGUUGUUGCUGAAAGCCUUGGACUCUAAUUGGGAUGUUCUAUCAGAACAGAUUGGACUUUGGAUACCAACUGAAGUCAUCAACAAGGAACAUGAUGAUAAGCCCGAGGGUCAAGACGAGAUUGAGGAGGAAGUUUUACCCGGCAGACCAGUGCCUCCAGAGUGCAAUGCUGAACUCCAUACAGACUACGCUGGUGAUGCUGUUAGAUGGGGCCUUACUCAUCAUAAAGAAAGUGCGGCUGAAUGUUGUCAGGCUUGUUUGGAUCAGGCUAAGUAUGCCAAACCAGGGGAAAAGAAAUGUAACAUUUGGGUAUAUUGCCCAUCCGAAACAGGUUGUUUCUCUCCAGAUAUCUAUGAACACAAGAACCAGGAGUGCUGGCUUAAAUACGCAGAGCAACCGAAGUUGAAUUUUAAGGACAAGUAUUCUGAGGCAUAUAGGGAUGCGCAUCCAAAUGCGCCAUUGGUUGUUCCUUGGGUUUCUGGUGUUGUUAUUGUAUAACAGGGGGAUAAAUUCGUGAGGCUGUUUGAAACUGUAUAGGAGCUGCAAAUUGUUCUUGAUUCGAAAGAAGCUGGCCUUGCCGAGUUAUCAUGCGCCGUUCACUCCCUGGCAUUGUUUGUCGGACUGAAAACGCAUCUUUCAAUAUCUAUUCGUUACACCAUUUUUGUAAUCGUGAUACGAGAUUUUGUGGUCUCGGUGCCGAUCGAAUUAAGUCGGAUGGCGCCAAAGGUUGCCCGGCUCUCGUGUAUCUGACAUGCCAAGAAUAUCAUGAUAUUGGGGCAUUUGAUUUGUCAUA
This is a messenger RNA of Syzygium oleosum, 1305 nucleotides long. RefSeq lists its product as uncharacterized. NCBI's taxonomy places the organism in Eukaryota, Viridiplantae, Streptophyta, Magnoliopsida, Myrtales, Myrtaceae. The transcript has 7 exons. Bases 27 to 1010 code for a protein of 327 amino acids. The record is from RefSeq and is a predicted model, not a curated record.